UUCUUGACUUAAGCAGCUGAGAGGAGGGGCCUUUUGGAAAGGCAGCGAUAGCUCGACGGGAAGACGAGGGCUUUCUGCUAUAAAAAACAGCUUCCAGUGUGACUGAGGGUUUAGCCUGUGUUUGACAUAGACCUGUGCUCUACCAUCAUGUCCCGAUCCUGAGGUCUGAACAUCGGGAGUUCCUGGUUUGGCUGCUGUGCCUGGCUCAUUUUUGCAAAUCUGUACAUAACUAAGGCUGAAGUCAUGGAGCUGCGUAUGAGGAGGUACUUCAGGGAAACCUGGUUUCUCCUGCAUCUGAUUGCUGGCGCGGUCGGUGCAGCGAGCAGGUGCAGCCUGUUCGGGAGACACCACGUUCACACGUUUGACGGCGUUUUAUAUGAGUUCCCUGGGGACUGCAGCUACCUCCUGGCUGGGGACUGCGACCACCGCUCCUUCAUACUGCUGGGCGACUUCAUGAACGGCAAAAGAAUUGGCGUCACGUUGUUUCUGGGGGACGCCUUCGAGCUGCACCUGUCUGCAGACGGACGGCUCACGCAGGGAGAUAAAAGGCUGCCGCUGCCCCACGCAUCGCAUGCUGUGUUUGUGGGCGCGGAGCUGGGCUAUUAUAAGCUCUGGAGUGAGGAGUUCGGCUUCACUGUUACCAUUGAUAAUGCAGCCAACAUCGCCUUGACGCUAACUGAGCAGCACGCCAACCGCACCUGUGGCCUCUGUGGCAACUUCAACUCCGUGUCAGCUGAUGAAUACACGGCUCAAGAAGGGUUCGUGACGGAUGACAGUUACGAUUUCGCUAAUUCGUGGGCAGUGAAGGGGGCCGACCAGUCCUGUCGACGUGUCUCGAAUCCCGGCAAAUCCUGCAACAGCUCCAAGGAGACGUCAACGAUUUUGUCCGGCUGCAGCGUCUUGCAGGCGUCUGCCGUGUUUGGACUUUGCGCUCACCUGGUGCCCGCAGACGCGUUCCUGCCGCUGUGUCAGCAGGAGGCGUGCCACUGUGGCACCAAGGACGCUGAAGGCUGCUUCUGUCCGGUCCUCCUGGAGUACGCCCGCGCGUGCCAGGCCCGCGGGGCGCUCCUCCGGGGCUGGCUGGAGGAGAGCCAGUGCUUCCCCAAGUGUCCCGUUGGAAUGCAGUACAGUGAAUGCACCAGGCCCUGCUCCACCACCUGCCACAGUCUCAACAUCCAGGAGGUCUGCAAGGAAGAGUGUGUGGAUGGCUGCACGUGCCCAGUGGGUAAGGUUCUGGAUGGAGACCGCUGUGUGGAGGUAUCUCAGUGCUCCUGUGUGCACAUGGGUCGACACUUCCCUCCAGGAUCCACUAUCUCCCAGGACUGCAACACCUGCGUGUGUCGCCACGGUUCCUGGGAAUGCACCAACGAAGGCUGCCCCGGCGAGUGUCUGGUGGUGGGCCAGUCUCACUUCAAGACCUUCGACCACAAGUUCUUCACCCUCGCCGGCCGCUGUCAGUACCUACUGGCAAGAGACUGCACAGAGGGGGAGUUCUCCGUCGUCAUUGAGAACGUUCAGUGUGCGGACGACGUGGACGCCGUGUGCACGCGGUCCGUCACGCUCAGCCUGCCCUCGCUGGAGGACAUGACGGUGAAGCUGAAGCAUGGGGGGAUUGUCUCCGUCAACAACAUGGACAUUCAGACCCCCAUGCGUCAUGGGCGCUUGCACAUUCAGACAUCGGUCCAGGCUUCUGUACACGUGCAGUUUGGAGAUGACCUUCGUGUGGACUGGGAUGGGUGGGGUCGCGUGCUCCUAAAGCUCGGCCCACGAUGGGCAGGACGGACCUGCGGCCUCUGUGGCAACUACAACGGCAACCAAGGCGAUGACUUCUUGUCCGGCUCGGGGCUUGUUGAGGCGAGUCCUCAGGCGUUCGGUCGGUCGUGGAGGAUCAGCGGAAACUGUGAAUCCACCAACACACAUGAGGCCGAUCCGUGCACAGUUAACCCCAAAAGAGUCCGUUAUGCAGAGGAAGCGUGUGCGGUGAUGAUGAUGGACGCGUUCACUCCGUGCCACUUCCUGGUGAACCCGGCGCCGUUCCAGCAUUUCUGCCGGUACGACGUGUGCGCGUGUGCGGACGGUGAGGAGUGCUUCUGCUCCGCCCUGUCAGCCUAUGCAGCCGUGUGCGCUGCCAAAGGAGUCCUACUCAGCUGGAGGUCCCCCUCACUCUGUGCCAUGCAGUGCCCUGGAGGCCGGGUGUACGAGGCCUGUGGGAGUGUGUGCGAGCGGACGUGCCGCGCCCUCUCCGGGGCGGAGGCCGCCUGUCGGGGGGAGAGGCUGUGUGAGGAGGGCUGCUUCUGUCCCCCUGGGAAAUACCUGAGCGACGCUGGCGAAUGUGUGACGGCCGACCUGUGCCCGUGUCUCCACGAUGGACAGCUCUACAGACCCAACGACGUCUAUGCGGAUCACGACAGCAUCUGCUACUGUGAGAAUGGCUCCAUGCGCUGUAGCUCCUCUGAAACGAACACUUUGCUGUCUGACCUCUUCUAUGACGAUGACCCGGCGCCGUCCAGAGAGCGGCGCUCGCCUCAGUGCCCGCCCCCGUUAGAUCACGCCGCGUGUGAUGCCGGAGAAAAAGGUGUUGAGUGUGCCAGAACCUGCCAGAACCUGGACUUGCCCUGCGUCAACCUCGCCUGCAUCCCCGGGUGCCUCUGUCCAGCUGGCACAGUGCGUCACCGCAGGGACUGCAUUGCGCCCGAGCAGUGUCCCUGUUACCAUAACAACAAGCCCUAUACAUCAGGAGAGACCAUCUCUGUGGACUGCAACACCUGUGUGUGUGAGCGCAGGAAGUGGCGCUGCACAGAGAAGGUGUGCGACGGCAUGUGCCGCACAGUAGGGGAGGGGCAUUACAUCACUUUUGACGGCCUCAAGUAUUCUUUCCCCGGCCUCUGCCAGUAUGUGCUGGUUCAGGACAUGUGUAAUGGAGCAGACGGGUCCUUCAGAGUGCUGGUGGAGAAUGAGGCCUGUGGAAUUGUGGGGCAUCGCUGUGCAAAAGCUCUUACUGUUUCCUACCAGGGAGAGCUGAUUGUAAUGCAACAUGGAGAGGUGAAGAUGAAGGAGCCGGUGCUGCAGGGCUCACAGGUGGAAAUUGUCAGAUCUGGCCAGUUUUACACUUUGCUGUUAGGGAAAGACAUUUCCCUCAGCUGGGACAGAGGAACCCGUCUGCUGGUCCACAUCUCAGCCACAUACAAGGGUCGCGUGUGUGGUCUGUGCGGUAACUUUGACGGGAACGUCAACAACGACUUGAUCAGCAGUAACAACCAGCUGGAGGUGGACGCCGCCCAUUUCGGGAACUCCUGGAAGGUCGCUCCCAGCUGUGCCGAUGUAACUCAGACACCUCUGCCCUGCAGUGACAACAUUGUCAAGCUGGUAACGGUGGAGCAGUCGUGUCGCGUGAUCACUGGGUCUCUGUUCAGAGAAUGCAACAGCCAGGUCGAUGCAGAGCCGUACGUGGAGAUGUGCGUGGAGGCAGCGUGCUCCUGUCCAUCUGUGGGCGACUGCGUGUGCUUCUGUGAUGUCAUCGCCGCCUACGCUCAGGCGUGUUCGGAGCGGGGCGUGUCUGUCAGCUGGAGAUCCAACGAUCUUUGCCCUUUGAGCUGUGAGGAGCUGAACCCCACGAGACCCGGCGUAGGGGAGGAGUUAUGCCAGUGGAGGUAUAAUUCAUGUGGCCCGGCCUGUCCAAUCACCUGCCAGCACCCGGACCCCCUCCCCUGUUCGCUCACCUGUGUGGAAGGUUGCCAUGCCAACUGCCCCCCAGGCCAACUGCUGGACGAGGUGGCCAUGCGCUGUGUGGAGCCCUCUCAGUGUCAAGUGUGUGUCCAUGAGGGUCAAAGGAUCUCCCAUGGCAACAAGGUCAUCCUGAACCACAAUGACCCCGACCACUGCAAGAUAUGUCACUGCGACAACAACACCCUCAGCUGUGAAACCUGUACCUCCCUCGCGGCUUUGACCACACCUAUGCCAACAGCUGCCCAUGCGACCUCUACGGCCCAGCCCCUCACCACCUUGAUGCCUGCCGGCACAUGUGACCGGGCCAUGGAUCUGGCGUUCUUAUUGGAUGGUUCCCAAGAGCUGAGCGAAGGAGAAUUUCAGGCAACCAAAGACUUCAUAUUGGGAGUGAUUGAACGCUUUCGCAUGGGUUCAGCUCACACCCGAGCCACAGUGUUGCUCUAUCACUCUGGAGUUAAGACGUAUGACCUGCAGGUUCAGAAGUGGCUGUUUAAGAAGACUGUGCGUGAGCUGCACUACGCAGGAGGAGAUGCAGCCUUCCUGGACGAGGCCGUCAAGUACCUGGUCAUCAACAUCUACGACAAGAACAAGCGUGAGCACGCGGGCCGCGUCGCCAUCAUCUUGAGCGCCAGUGCCAACCCCCGCCCUGUGCGGAGCAUGGUCAAGAUGCUCCGAAAGAAAGCUAUCACCACUCUGACAGUGGCGCUCGGCCCUGGGGUGAACAUGGAGCAGAUUAAUGACAUCACGAAGGUCAACCCAGAAAACAGGGCCUAUGUUCUUAGCAGCACCGCUGAGCUGCCUGACCAUCUGUUGGAGCUGACAGAUUACCUCUGCACCCUGGGGAUGGAGCCAGAGGUGGCAAAACCUCCAAUUCCAAAGCCCACUACAAGUAAAGCUUCCAAAGGCCUGACCACCACUACCCUGGUGCCUCCCGUGGAGCCCCAUCCGACACAACACCUCCCCGAGACCCCCAGAACCACCCCCACCCUGUCUCCCACCACCACGUCACCAUCUUCGACCUAUCCAGUCCAGGAUGUGACAUUCAUUAUUGAAGGCUCCGAUUCCGUCGGCGAGGCUAAUUUUAACAAAUCCGUCCACUUCCUGGAGGAAGUUAUCUCACAGCUGACGAAGGAAGAGGAGGUCAUCCGCAUCACUGUGAUCCAGUACUCUGUAACAGUCACCGUGGAGAUCAGUCGAUGGGAGCUCAGGCGACAGAGGGCUUUGCUGUUACAACGACUGAGGGAGAUUCGUUGGAAGGGAGGGAGUAAGACCAACACGGGCGCGGCAGUCGCCACCACCAUGCAGGAAACAGCUACGGUCUGGCCUUCGCGGGCUCCCACCCCCCCACAGCUCGUCUUCCUUGUGACAGAAAACCCACCCACCGACACCGUGAAGCGCCCACCCUCCAUGACCGCGCAGACCCUUGUGUAUCCCAUUGGAGUCGGCCCAAAGGUGCAUGAAAGCGAUUUGCUGUCGCUCAGCUCGCCUCAGCGUCCGCUGAUGGUGGACGACUACAACCACCUGACAUCACUGGUCCACCGUGUGGUCAAUAUCACCCACAGCACGGUCAGGCCUCGUUUUCCUACGCUGCCACCGCUGGUCGUCCCCACGCUGUCCAGCCUUCCUCCCUCAGUGCCAUGCAGAAAACCUGUGGAUGUGUUGUUCCUGCUGAAGGCUGGAGAGCAGCUGGACGACAUGAAGACAUUUGUGAAGGCCUUCAUCAACAAUGCUGACAUAGGGCAGAAUGGCACUGAGGUGUCUGUGGUUCAGUACGGACGCACCAACACGGCCGAGUUUACCUGGAAGGACGACCAGAGCAGAUCACGUCUCCUGAACAUGGUGGCGGGCAUUCCCAGACGCCCCGCGGGCGCCCCUGCUCUCGGCUCAGCGCUGCUGUUCGCUGUGCAGACAUCCAUCUCGUCACUCAGCGGGGGAAGAGUCGGUGUGCCCAAGGCCGUGGUGAUGCUGGUGACUGACAAAUCAACUGAUGAUGUCAGUGAAGCCGUUAACGAGGCACUGGCAGCAGGUGUGUCCGUUUUCCCCAUCGGUGUGGGAUCAGGGUAUGACAGGAGUGAGCUUGGCCUCCUUGGUCACCGCGGCAACCAAGACAACUCUUUGCAUUUGAACAGCAUGGAUCAGUUACUAAUGUUGCUGACGCUGGAUCAUGGCUACACAGAGAAAAUCUGCAGAGCUGGUCCACCAGGUGUUUGUGUGGACGAUAGUGGAAAUGAGAGAAAGCCUGGUGACACGUGGCUGCUGGAGGACGGCUGCCACUCUGUCCUCUGCCACCCCAGUGGGGCAGUGGUGGUACAAACCCACAAAGUCAGCUGUGACAGACUGGAGCCUCCAGCCUGCGGGGACAACAUGCCGCCUGUCAGAGUCCAGGAGACCUGUGGCUGCCGCUGGGAAUGCCCAUGUAUGUGUAUGGGCAGCUCCACCAACCACGUGGUCAGGUUCGACGGCUUGGCGUUAAGACUGGACGGGGAGGGCCUGUGCUCCUACACGCUUCUUACUGUCAGCAGAGGUCCCGGUGAGGGGUCGGAGGUCAAACUCCACACUGGACCCUGUCGUAACUCUGCGAAUUACAACCAGGUCUGCAUGAAGGCAAUGGAGGUGAUCCAUGGCUCAUACAAGCUGCUGCUGAAGGGUGAUAUAACGGUGGUGAUGGAUGAGGAGAAGAUCGCGUUGCCGUGGCGACAUGGUGGCCUGGAGCUGGUGCGCUAUGGGGGAGUGAUGCUGCAGCUGAAGUCAGACCAGGGCUAUGUUCUGACUUUCACUCCUCAGAGCAACGAGUUCACCGUCACACUGCUGAGCUCCUCCACGUCUGGUCGUACCGCCGGACUGUGUGGUGCCUGUGGGGACGCGGAGGCUAGCGUCCUCUCUUUGCGCAACGGCAGCUCAACCACGAACCAGCCAGGCUUCGUCUCGGACUGGACUGUGGCUGCGGACGGCGGCGCGUGUCUGCCGCGGCGAGGCGGGGCGAUUUGCGUGUCCGGAGCCUCGAUGGGAUGUCAGGCCUUGCGCUCAGAGGUGUUUGAGCCGUGCCGUGCGCACAUUCCCGUUCAGGUGUUCCUCGCCAAGUGUGAGGAGCAGGCGUGUGACGAGUCGGACGUGUGUGAGCUCAUUGCAGCCUACGCCCGCCUCUGCGGGCAGAGAGGCGUGUGCGUGGACUGGAGGAGCCCCCAUCUCUGCCCGUUGCACUGCCCCAGCUCCAUGGAGUACGAUGCAUGUCGGACGGGGUGUGUGGAGGACUGUAGUAGCAUACAGGCGUUGCCUGGCGACUGGCUGGUUGCUAGGGGCAACGAGUCAUCCUGUAUUGACACACCUACCGAGGGCUGUUUCUGUACUGGUGGAACCGUUCUGCAUCACGGACAGUGUGUGUCUCCAGAAACUUGCAACCAAUGCACUGACCAGCGUGGACGCACAUAUGGGUAUAUGGAGAGUUGGGUACCAGAUGAAAACCCAUGUCUCAUUUGCAUGUGUUUGAACGAACAACACAUCAACUGCACAGCCAGGCCCUGCAGUGAUGUCAAAGCUCCAGUGUGUGGACCCUGUGAAGUUCUAAGGGAAAAGAGAGAAUCCAAAUGCUGCCCAGAGUAUGAGUGUGUGUGUGAUCUAGUGAACUGUAACCUGCCCGACGCUCCUCACUGUGAAGAUGGUCAGACCGUGGUUCUGAAAAACCCUGGCGAAUGUCAGCCUGUGCACGAGUGUGUGUGCAAGCGGGAGCAGUGUGCUCGUCGGGCCCCCCCCUCCUGCCCCCCCCACCGCUCGCCGUCGGUCAAGCGCACGGCGUGCUGCGACGCCUUCGAGUGCGCGUGCAGCUGCCAGAACGCCACCAGGACCUGUCCCGCCGGGUACGCGGCCUCCUCGACCACCAACGACUGCGGCUGCACCGAGACCAGCUGCCGGCCGGAGCGGGUGUGCGUGGUGGGCGGCGCGGUGCGCCCGGUGGGGAGUGAAUGGGAGCAGGGCUGUGAGAAGUGCAGCUGCACCCAGCUACAGGAUCGAGAGACCUCCCUGCACAUCGCUCGGUGCUCCCCGCCUGUCUGCGACCGAACCUGCCCGAGGGGCUCGACAUACAGUGCAUCAAAAGGCGAGUGCUGUGGGAAGUGCACACCGACCAGCUGUGUGGAGUCGGGGGGAGAGAUGCGAGGAGACGCACAGAUCGGGGGAAAACUCAGAAAUGUGGGUGAGGUGUGGCAGUCCCCACACGAUAAAUGCGUGUUGCAUCAGUGCGUGAAGGUGAACGACGAGGUGUUCGUGUCCGCGACCAACGUCAGCUGCUCGGCGGUGGCCACGCCGUCCUGCCCGCUGGGCGCCGAGCUGCGCUGCGACGCCCGCGGCUGCUGCCCCAGCUGCCGCUGCGUUCCCGUGGACGGCUGUGUCCUCAACCAGACCGUCGUGGGAGCAGGCGAGAGGCUGAUGAUCGAUGCGUGCACGCACUGCGAGUGUGCGCUGGAGGACGGAGCCCUGAGCAAAUACCGACUGUCCUGCAGGAAAAUCAGCUGUCCAGCUUGCCCAAUGGGAUACACUCUGCAGAAGGAGGAAGGCGCCUGCUGUGGACGCUGUGUUCCCACCGCCUGCUACGCACAAAAGCCAGAUGGAAACAUGAUCAGUCUGCAGGUGAACACCACUACUGAGGACGGCUGCAGCUCGUACACCUGUGGUGUGAACGCUAAAGGGGACCUGGUGCUGCAGUCCAAAGUGACCACCUGCCCUCCCUUUAACCGCCAGGCCUGCCUGGACAGUGGGGGCGAAGUGAGCCGAAUGGGAGCAACCUGUUGUGAGCUGUGUACGGAGCCGGAGUGUCUAAGGGCCGUGGGAACGCUCAACUACAUCAGGGUGGACGACUGCCAAUCAGAGCACCAGGUGGAGCUACGCUAUUGCGAGGGUAAAUGUCGCAGUAAGUCCAUAUACUCCCUGGAGAGAGCUGCCGUGGAGCAGGAGUGCGUGUGCUGCUCUGCUGUGGAGACGGAGCCGCUCAGCGUCCCCGUCCUCUGCGCCAACGGCACCCGCAGCCACCGCACCGUCCUGUCCGUCACCGCAUGCGACUGCGUGUCCAAGCACUGCUCCUGAGCAAACGCUUGGUUGUGAAGUGUUCAGGGCGUGUGUGCAUCCAAGUAAACCCAUAUAACGGAAGAAGCCAACACCGAUACCCAUACAAAAAUAACCAGUACCAAUAAAACCAACCUGCCAGUUUCAUCAGCAAUAAUAUAUGAGAAGCAUGUUUAUUCAUGCAUCCAUUGUUUUUUUUUCUUGCUACUGUUUUGUUUUGUGGUUUCCCACUAUUUCCCCCACGUGUUCUCGCUUCAUUCUUUCCUCCCACAGUUACCUGAAUACUCACACCCGCUCUCACGCAGCCUGACUAAGCUCUGCCCCCUCUGCCACAUGUACCUGCACCUGUUUCCUGUCAGAUAUCUAGUCUCUGGAGUUUAUAGGUCGCUCUCAUUUAGUGCUCACCCUCAUCGUGCACUCGUGCCAUUCCUUGUGGUUUAUCCAGUGUUUUUUCACAGAUUUUCCUGGUGUUUAAUUCCUGCUUACUGGACUGUUCUGUGUUGUUAAUAAACUAUUUUACUGCAACAGCU
This is a messenger RNA of Betta splendens (Siamese fighting fish), 9311 nucleotides long. It is a transcript of the gene vwf, whose product is annotated as von Willebrand factor. The record is from RefSeq and is a predicted model, not a curated record. Gene Ontology annotation, biological process: cell-substrate adhesion; blood coagulation. NCBI's taxonomy places the organism in Eukaryota, Metazoa, Chordata, Actinopteri, Anabantiformes, Osphronemidae. Gene Ontology annotation, cellular component: extracellular matrix. Gene Ontology annotation, molecular function: protein binding.